AUGGCUGAACAACAUGUAAACAUGUUCAGCGGUUCACCGUUGAACCGGCUUUCAUGGUUGCGAUCGUCUCAUCUGUUCUUGAAUGCAGUAUUACCCCUACCAACUACGCGCUGGCUCCUAUUCAAUGCAGGGCAACCCCUCAUUUCCACGAAAUCGGACCCGAGUGGGAAAGGAGAACGAAGAUUGGCGUAUUUGGCUACCCAAGAUGUCACCCCACUACUGGGCGCUGAGCCGUACUUUGGGCAGGCGCAGAGCGAGGGAGAGCUUGUGCCGGUCAUUCAGCCUGAUGCAUCUGGUCAUGCCCCCGAAUCACCCUUAGAUGCCGUACGACACCGAGGCUUACCAUUAGUCUUCCUGGGAUUGAAGGAAACUCAUAUGGGGAGCGGUGCCUUACCUUCGUCUGAUUUCAAGGAUCCAGAACCGGCGGUCGCUAAUCUCAAAGGGACUCCAUACUUUGCUAUGGACGUUGCUGACGCAGAUGAAGGCACUGUGCAACGCGUUUUGGAUGAAGCAGGGAAUCGUAACUCAGAGGGCUUGAAGUAUACAUGGUCUGAGCCUAGAUCAGUCAUUGGUUUUAUGGAUGCAUUCGACGCGGCCGUGUAUGCGGGGGGACGCAGCAUGGUAGACUGGAACUACAGGAACAAGUUCUGCCCUGGCUGCGGAUCGCCGAACUACUCGCAGUGGGGCGGAUGGAAGCUCUCUUGCAUGACACUUCUGCCAUGGGUUGACACGCCAGGACGCAAGCCAUGUCUGACUGUCAAGGGCCUCCAUAACUUCACCCACCCCCGCACUGAUCCUGUCGUCAUUAUGGCAGUGAUUGACGAAACUGGGGAAAGAAUCUUGCUGGGACGCAAUAGGAAAUUCCCCGGCAAGUUCUACUCUGCCUUGGCCGGUUUCAUAGAGCCUGGAGAAUCAUUUGAAGAUGCCGUCGUCCGCGAAAUGUGGGAGGAGGCUGGUGUCCAAGUUUGGAAUGUGACAUACCACUCCGGGCAACCUUGGCCCUACCCUGCCAACUUGAUGGUCGGAUACUACGCCCGAGCUGACUCUUCAAAGCCGAUUCGCGUUGACCUGGAUAACGAGCUAGAAGGUGGGGCAAUCGGUUUCACUCCCAGAUACGCUAGAUGGUAUACUCGGGAUGAGAUCAUCGCUGUAUUCAAUCAUCCAACGGGGACUGGACUUACUGCCCGGGACAACAAGGCAAUCAACGACAGAAUAGAUAAUAGGGAUAACCGCGCGCCGGCUGCGAAUCGUGCUGAGAUGCCUGAUGCUUGGGCCAACAACCCGGGAUCUACUCUAGCAUCAAAACCCACCCCAGCUGAGGUCAAUCCACCGAGCGGUAAUGAGCCUCCCUUCAAGAUGCCUCCCGAAACCGCGAUCGCCGGCGUGCUUAUACGGGACUGGGCCUUCGGAAAGGUUUCAUUCGAUAAUAUUGACAUACCAGUCCAGAAGGGAAGCUUGUAA
This is a messenger RNA of Pleurotus ostreatus (oyster mushroom), 1461 nucleotides long. RefSeq names its product NADH pyrophosphatase (gene NPY1). NCBI's taxonomy places the organism in Eukaryota, Fungi, Basidiomycota, Agaricomycetes, Agaricales, Pleurotaceae. The transcript is spliced from 7 exons. The coding region runs from base 1 to 1461 and encodes 486 amino acids. Gene Ontology annotation, biological process: NAD+ catabolic process; NADP+ catabolic process. Gene Ontology annotation, molecular function: NADH pyrophosphatase activity. The record is from RefSeq and is a predicted model, not a curated record. Gene Ontology annotation, cellular component: cytosol.